Rhodamnia argentea is the source of this 4370-nucleotide messenger RNA. Its product is annotated as disease resistance protein RPV1-like. The coding region runs from base 209 to 4009 and encodes 1266 amino acids. Gene Ontology annotation, molecular function: ADP binding. Lineage: Eukaryota; Viridiplantae; Streptophyta; Magnoliopsida; Myrtales; Myrtaceae. The transcript is spliced from 6 exons. Gene Ontology annotation, biological process: defense response; signal transduction. The record is from RefSeq and is a predicted model, not a curated record.
CGUGCUGAGAGAGAUUAAAAUAUACAGCAUAGUCGAGUAAUCAUGCCUUGCCUCCAGCUUUCCCUUCUUACUCUUCACCAGCCACGCUAUAAAUUUGGCAAAGAGAUAGUCCAGUAAUCAUUUCCUGCUCAAACCUAUCUGUAGUAGUCGAGUAAUCUUUCUGGUGACAAGUAAACCACUGUGCUUUCCCUCACCUUGAAAGAACAAAAUGACACCUUUCUGGCAUUAUCUCACGCCCGUUCUAAUCUCUGUGGCUGGGUACUUCAUUGUUACGAAGAAGAAUCGGAGGACCAUCCCUCGCUCACAAAACGAGGAUACUGGAAAACAAAGUGAUUCUGAGCUAUCUGCUUCCUACUACACCUCUGUGUUAGGAAAUAAUUACUACGUGUUCUUGAGCUUUAGAGGCCCUGAUACUCGUGAUGGCUUCGUCGAUCACCUCUAUCAUAAACUCGUGGACGUGGGCCUGCACCAUCCAGACUACGUGUUCAGAGAUGACGAGAAGCUCCGCAUUGGCCAGCCAAUUGCUGAAAAUCUUGUCGAUGCAAUCGAGCGCUCUAAGAUUUCAAUCCCAAUCAUCUCAGAAGAUUAUGUUGGUAGUAAAUGGUGCCUCCGCGAGCUCAUUAAGAUAAUGGAGUGCCAUGAACACAGAGAUCAAAUAGUCUUGCCCGUGCUUUACAAGGUGAAAACCAGUGAUGUGAAAACCAUGGGGGGGAAAUUUGGAGAAGCCUUCCGACGCGAGAAGUUUGACAAAAAGUUCGAGGAAAAAGCGAAGGCAGCACUCCAAAAAGCAGUUAAACUUACAGUAUACAAAUUACACGAUCAUAACGGGCGUGAAGGGGAAUUAGUAAAGGCACUCAUAAGAGCGAUAAUGCUCAAGCAGCUACAUGAUUUUCUACCGUCUUUUCCCAAGGACUUGGUUGGAAUUGAUGAUCAUGUGGCUAGGGUUAAGAAUUUGGCGGAUACUGCUUCUCCGGAAACUCGAAUUAUUGUGAUUUAUGGGAUUGGUGGCAUCGGUAAGACGACUCUAGCUACAUUCAUCUAUAAAGAGCUUUUUGAUAAAUUUGAUUGCCACAGCCGUCUCGAUGAUAUUAGAGAAACAAUUAAAAACAAGGGUAUGGAGUAUGUCCAAUCUCUAUUAGCAUCACAUAUAACAAAAAGUAGAGUGCAUGAUUUUGGGAUUGAAAUGAUCAGACUUUGUUGUUCAAAAAAGAAGGUACUUAUUCUUCUUGAUGAUGUGGAUAGUCGAGCCCAUCUUGAUAAUUUGAUUGGAGGCUGUGAUUUCGAGUCUGGGAGUCGGAUCAUUAUUACUUGUCGAGAUAAGGCUCUCUUGAAGCCUGAAUAUAAAGGGUAUGAACUCAAAGAAAUGAAUAGGGAAGACUCUUUGCUUCUGUUUAGGAAAUGUGCAUUCGAAGGGGAACAACCUCCAAUAGAACACGUGGCUCUUUCCAGUGAUAUUGUUGCCACCACGGGAAGGAUUCCCUUAGCUCUCGUGAUUAUAGGUUCAUUUCUCAAAAGAAAAGAUAAAGGCAUAUGGAUAGAGACGCUGGAGAAAUUGAAGAAGGUGCCUCAUAUCGAUGUACAACAAAAGUUGAAGAUAAGUUACAAUUCAUUAGGAUAUGAGGAACAACAAAUGUUUCUAGACAUAGCAUGCUUUUUCGUUGGAAUUGACAAAAGAAUUGUCGCCUACCUGUGGAAUGAUCUCCAUUAUCGUGUAGAUUUCGGAUUAGAAAGGAUGAUGGAACUUUCGUUAAUGAAAGUUAAUGAUAACAAUGAGUUGAGAAUGCAUGAUCACCUAAGAAAUCUAGGCAGAGCUAUCGCCCGUCCAGUAGAUAAGGAGCCUUGGGAAUGUAGCAGACUAUGGGACGAGGAAGCCACAACAGUGCAACGAAGCAAGUUGGAAAACAGAUAUGUAGAGGCACUGAGUCUGAACAAAAAGGGCUCAAGCAUGUUCAUGGAGCAAGAUCGCUUUACAAGAAUGCCUUACCUGAAGUUCCUUCGUCUGAGUGAAGUGGGUUUUCAUGAAGAUAUUAAGGAUUCACUUUCUGAAUUAAGAUGGCUAGAGUGGGAGAAGUGUCCUGCUUCUUUCGUGGCGACCAAUGUUGAUUUGGAGAAAUUACUGGUACUUAAUUUAUCAUGUGGUUCUAUUAGUCAUGAUUGGGGAGGAUGGACUUCAAUCAAGAUGGGGAAGUUGAAAGUUCUCAAUCUUUCAAGUUGCACACAUCUAACGAGCACCCCUGAUCUCUCUGCACUAAAAAAUUUAGAGAGGCUAAACCUGGAAAAUUGUGCAAAUUUGGAGGCAAUCGGCGAUUCCAUUGGAUAUCUCAAGUGCCUCGUUUCCUUGAACUUGAGGGAUUGUCGGAAGCUCGGCAAGUUACCCGACCCCAAACUAGGUGAACUGGAGAAUUUGGAGGAACUUCUCGUCGACAGGACUGGCAUAACCGAAUUCCCUGGUUGUAUACAAUCUCUGAAGAAGCUGAAGACGCUUAGUGCCGUGGGUUGCGGUCAACUGACGGUAGUUCCAACACAACUGGGAGAACUGAAGGGCCUCGUUUCUUUGAACUUGGGGGCAUGUGAUAAACUCGCAGUGCUACCUGAAGAAAUAGGCAAAUUGGAAGAACUGAAAGAAAUUAAUAUAAGCGCGACUGCCAUAAAGAAACUUCCUCCAAGUAUAGGUUGUUUGAAGAAGCUGGAGAUGCUUGAUGCCUACGGUUGCCAAUCAUUGGAUGGACUUCCCGACUCAAUUGGCCGUCUGGUAAAUUUGUCGACCCUCGACUUGAGACGCUGUUACAGUUUAAAAAUACUUCCAGAAAGCAUCGGAUCCCUUGUGAAAUUACGGCGCUUAUUGUUAUACAACACACUGAGGCUUCCAAAUGGUAAUGGUGAUGCCCCAGUAGAGAAUCGCAUCCCGGAUUCAAUUGGUUGGUUAGAAUGCUUAACUAAAUUGGACUUGUCAUGGACAGAAAUUUCGGAAUUACCUGAAUCUGUUGGGGAUUUGAAAAACUUGAAAAUUUUGAAAAUUGAACGAUGUGUGAAUUUGACAACUUUACCUAGUACCCUUGGCAAGUUGGGCAAACUUGAAGAAUUAGAUGCCUCCAAUUGUCAGAGACUGGAAGGGGAAGUUCCUAUAGCUGGGAUGUCUUCACUAAGGAUCCUUCAGUUACGCGGUACGCUCGUUUCUGGCUUUCCUGACUCAAUCGAUAAGCUUUCUCGUCUUGAAAAACUUGAUUUAUUGUGCUGCAAGAUGCUUCGAUCACUGCCGCAAAGCUUCGGUAAGCUGCCUUCUCUGCAACACCUUGAUUUAACUUAUUGUGAGAAACUUCAGUCGCUGCCGGAACUUCCUCCCAGUCUAGUAGUUUUGAAAAUCACCUGUCAGCAACGCACAUUGCCUCAGCUUUCUCACCUAAUCCAUCUAAAAGAACUCGCUGUUGAGCAUUGCCCAUCGCUGGAAUCCAUGCCAGAGCUUCCCUCACGAUUACUGAAGCUUCAUGUCGACAGCAGUGCUAAGUUGGAAGACUUGCCAAGUUUGUCAAGUUUGGGAUACUUGUCAGAAUUACAUCUCAAGGAGUGCAGUGUGCUGACAAAGAUCGAGGGCCUGGAAGCGUUAAGAUCCUUGGAAGAACUAGAUGUAUCUGGAUGGAGGAAGUUGUCCGACCUUGAGGGCCUUGAAUGUCUAGAGUCUUUGAGACGCUUAACCAUUGAUUUCCGCAAGUCAGAUGCUCCACUGUGGAAUGAUGAUCUAAGCCUGGUCAGAUUGAAAAACUUGGAAGCGCUGAGAAUACGGGGCUGUCGGUACCUUAGAAGCCUGGACCUUUCGCAAUCAGCAACACAUCUGAAGCGAUUAAGCACUAGCGGAUGCAGCAAUCUAGUCGAAAUCAAAGGCCUUUUGAGUUUGGCAAACUUGGAAAGUUGGAAUAACCACGGUUGCACAUCGCUUGCCAUACCAGACCGCUCGUGCUUUCCUAAAAUAAAAGAAUCCCGCUGGGGAGAUUGGGAGAGGCGAACAUGGUGAAAUGAGGGAUUCAACUGCAAGGCCUCAGCAAGUUGUCCACAUCUGCCGAGCUGUGUAUACUUAAAAUGGGAUGACGCGGGUCGCGUUUCCUUUCAAAGUUCAAGGAAUGGGAGACCCUGGUCGUGGAAGUUGAAACGAUGCUUCAAGGGCAUCGUGCUUUGGAUCAUGGGAGCAGUACAUAGGUAUUGUUUUCCUUCUCCUACGUGAUUCAAGGACGGAGAAGCUGAUCCAGGAGUCCGACGUGAUGCUUGGGAGAAAGAAUUCUAUUGACAAUGCCAACAGUGAUCAGAACUCCUUCAAGUACGUCAGAUCUCAAGAGCCAUCAAGUAAGAUUGUUCAUCCUGGAUAAGCUAUCAAUGAC